CUUCUGAAGAUGCCGUUUAUUUCUUCUUUUUCCUUUUUUUCCCCCUCUCAGUGGCCAAAUUUUCAAACAUCAAAUGAUGGAAAACAAAGGAAGAAGAACUUGAAUCACAGAUCACACAGGAAGAAUAAUAAAGGGUUUCUUUUGGAAAACUCUCUCCAUUACAAAAACUUAAAAAUUAAGAGAGCCCAGAAAAUGAACAAAGCUUGUCAUAAGUUAGUUUGCUACCCAGAAAUCCAAGCUUCUCUGAUAUGAAAAAGCAAGAACCAAUAAACCCACUACUACCUUACAAAUUAAACUGUUCAGAGCUUGAAUUUCAGUACUAAUCUCCUUUCCUUUCUUCUCAAUCACUAUCCCAUUCUUCCCGUCUCUCUGCGUCUCUUCCUUCAAUCAUGUCUGCUGUUGCGGAGAACUCAAUGGCAGAUGAAGAGAUAGGAUUUAGGAGACCCAGGAACCAGCCCAUUAUAGCUUCAGACCGAGACCCUAAAAUCCCUUCUAUCAUUCAAUCAAUUCGCUGUAAAUCCACCAUUUCUUUCUUCUUAUCCACUUUCACUAAUAACUCCAACAACAAUAACAAUGAUUCUGAUGAGUCGUCGAGAUUACAGCUCAGAAAGAAGAACUUUACAUCCAUAACAUUUAGAACAUUUAGAGGGUUAGGGUGUGCGACGUCUUCACAAGUAUCGGCUCCGAAGGUUAUUCGGUCUUCGGCAGAUUGGCAAGCUAAGAAGGUGAGGAAGAAAAAGCAGAGGAACCCGCACACGAAGAAGAACCUGCAGGGCUUGACGGCGUCCCCCACUUCCUUUGCUGUUGUUCCUGAUGUUUGGUGCUCUCCGGGGAUCUCUUUCGUCGCCGAUACUGACCCCAUAGAUUGCGUUAUAGCGAGGAGACCUGUGGCGGGAAGAGGGAGAGUCGAUGGGGAGAGGAUGAAUCACAGAGAGCGUUCAUAUAACACGAGACCUUCAAUUCUUGAACACAUCUCAGUGUUAGAUUCUCCAUCUGCCUUUGAGAUACUACAAUCAGGAGCUGAUAUAUAUGGAGAUAGGCAUUACCGUCAUUUCCGUCAUCAUUCUCCAGGAGGGCUUGCAGAGAUUGUGAUGUUCCAAGGUAGCCUGCUGCUGGGAGGAGGAUCAGAUCAACUUGACCAAUAUAGAGAUUGGCGGCUCGAUAUUGAUAAUAUGUCAUACGAGGAGUUGCUUGAGCUGGGUGAUAGAAUUGGUUAUGUAAGCAAUGGAUUGAAAGAAGAUGAGAUACUCCGCUGCCUUAGAAAAAGUAAAAACAUGAUUAUGGAUGAUCUGCCAUCGACUCUUCUAUCCGAACCUGAAUGGAAAUGUAGUGUCUGUCAAGAGGAAUAUGAAGCAGAUGAUGCCGAGGUAGGGAAGCUGGAUUGUGGCCACAGCUUUCACAUAUGUUGCAUUAAGAAGUGGCUUGUGCGUAAGAAUGCUUGUCCUGUCUGCAAGGCUAUUGCAGCAGUUCAACAGUAAAAAUGUGGAAUGACUGGCUUCUCGUUUUAUUUCACGGACCUCAAAUGUUUUGGAUCAGCUUUUCUUUCUCAUCUAUUGCUCUGUGUAUAGAUUGAACAACUCCAAAAUGAGCAACUGUUUACACCUCCCAAUUGUAAAUAUUUUUGUGGGAGCCAAGCUCUUGGAUCAGCGUUCGCUCGCCAUUGUUAACAUGUAGUGGUUGGGGGGGGAUUAAUAAUGCUUUAUUUAUGUAGACCUCCACUAUCUUCUAAACAUGUGUUUGGCCC
Macadamia integrifolia is the source of this 1744-nucleotide messenger RNA. RefSeq lists its product as uncharacterized. Gene Ontology annotation, molecular function: ubiquitin protein ligase activity. The record is from RefSeq and is a predicted model, not a curated record. Lineage: Eukaryota; Viridiplantae; Streptophyta; Magnoliopsida; Proteales; Proteaceae. Bases 390 to 1478 code for a protein of 362 amino acids. The transcript has 5 exons.